AUGAAGACGGACAAUGACCAACGAAAGCUACCCUUUUUCAAGUCCGCUAUCCCAAUUGACCGCCAGCGAAAGGCCUCCGUCCAAUGGCAUCGCCUAGUACGGUCGCUGUUGUACUUGAUCGCUUGGAUCUUUUUGGUGCUGGUAGUCAUUGGCAACACCUAUAAUAGACCAGUCAUACGCAGUACCUAUUUCCUCUACCUCGAUCUGUCCAAUGUGAUUCCAGUCUCGAUUCCAAAUGCCGUCCUGAUCAACUCUAUCGCCCAAUCUAUCGGUCUGCAUGACUUUUACCAGGUCGGCCUAUGGAACUUCUGUGAAGGAUAUAAUGGACAGGGCAUCACGCACUGCUCCAAACCGGAGACUCUCUAUGCCUUUAAUCCUGUGGAUAUCAUCCUUAAUGAACUGUUAGCUGGUGCUACCAUCGCUCUCCCAGCCGAUAUCGAAAGCCCGUUGAAACUAGCUCGUACCGCUUCCCACUGGAUGUUCGGUCUUUUUCUCGCUGCGGCAGUCCUCAAUUUCGUCCUGAUCUUCGUCGCCCGACUCGCCGUAUCCUCGCGACACCCGCGGAGCAUUAAAGCCUGGGCAGCAGGCUACCGCGAUGGUCAUUCGCCCGUCGGGAAUCCACCCCACCGCCGUCGCACCUUCGUUUGGCUGCGCGCCCUGCCCAUGCUGAUUCUGACAUUUUUCACUGCACUGGUGACGAUCGCCGGGUCCAUUAUCGCAACGGUCAUGUUCGUGAUCUUUGCCAAUGUCUUCUCCAACGCCGACCAGAGUAUCAACAUUCAGGCCCACGUCGGUACCCAGAUGCUGGUCUUUAUGUGGAUCGCUUCAACGUUCAGUCUAUUGGCUUUUAUUCUCCAGAUUGGUUCAUGUUGUGCGGCUUGCUGUCGUGGCCGGAGGGCGCGUAAGCAGCUCAAGUCGCAGGGUAUCAACUGGCACGAAAAGGGCGCGGUUGCCCCUGUGGUGCCCAAGGAUCGAUGA
Molecule: messenger RNA, 978 nt
Organism: Penicillium digitatum Pd1
Lineage: Eukaryota; Fungi; Ascomycota; Eurotiomycetes; Eurotiales; Aspergillaceae
Product: SUR7/PalI family protein
Biological process (GO): fungal-type cell wall organization
Cellular component (GO): plasma membrane; cell cortex of cell tip
Source: RefSeq, a predicted model, not a curated record